Myotis myotis is the source of this 1282-nucleotide messenger RNA. It is a transcript of the gene SAP25, whose product is annotated as Sin3A associated protein 25. The transcript has 4 exons. Gene Ontology annotation, cellular component: cytoplasm; nucleus. Lineage: Eukaryota; Metazoa; Chordata; Mammalia; Chiroptera; Vespertilionidae. The record is from RefSeq and is a predicted model, not a curated record. Bases 145 to 1209 code for a protein of 354 amino acids. Gene Ontology annotation, biological process: regulation of DNA-templated transcription.
CGGACAGACAGGGUGGUGCCCACCACGGAGGGAGGCUGGGACCGAGUGGGCGCCACGGAGGGCGAGGCAGACGGGGUGGGGGGCCGGGCAGCGAGGGGCCGGGCACAGAGGUGCGGCCCUGCCCUUCCCUCCCCCAGACGCGGCAUGUUGCCCUGGCCCCUUCCACGGUGGGACGGCGAGGAGCAGGCGCCGGAGGAACAGGGCCCCUCACCGUUCGGUGACCCCGGCAAGGUUCGGAACUCUGGAGGGAAAGCCCUGGGGGUGCCAGGUGCCCCCCCACAGGACAGCCCCCAGUUCCGGGCCCCAAGGCCUUCCUGGACCCGGAGAGGACAGCGGCGGGCCCCGCCCCGAGCAGGUCUGGUAGCCCAGCAGCACCCGGGACCCCCAGGUAGGUGCUGGGCCUUGCCCCCUCUACUCCUCAGGACCUUUUUACCCACUCCUGAGCCUGUUUUAAUCUCAAGUUACCCCCCCCCCCCAGUUCCCCUUUUUCCCCAGAUGGCCUGGGGGGUGGCCCCUUCGAGAAUGACCCUGCUGGCACCAUGGGACCCCAACUAUGAGGCUAAAGCUGGUUCUCAGCUGGUGUGGGGACCCAGCUGUGCUUCCGGUGCCUCUUUCUCAAGCCGGACUUUGUGUCAUCCCUCCUUCUGGCCGCUGUACGAGGCAGCCUCAGGCAGGGACCGCAGACCCCUGACUUCUGCAACAGUACGUCAGAAUGGCGAGCAGGCACCCAGGGCUGCAGGAUUCCCGGUGAUGUGCUGUGAAGAUGUCUUUCUUUCAGACCCUCUGCUGCCCCCUGGGCAGCGUGUUCCCUUGUACCUGCCUGAAGCCCCCCAGCAGGUGGGUACUUUCCUGCCCUGGCCUUUUCUCAGCCUCCCUGCAGGGCUUGGGAGGAGACACUUCCCUCUCUUCUCUCCUCAGGUGAUGGGCUCUCUGCAGCUGCUGCUCCCACCCCCUAUCAUGUCCCCCCAGGUCUGCCCCACCCGGUCCCCUGGCUGCUGCACCACCUGGCUCAGUGGGCCUGAGCUGAUCGCCCUCACUGGCCUCCUGCAGAUGAGCCAGGGGGAGCCAAGACCUAGCUCCACGGGUUCCUCGGCAGCUCCCACCCCCCCUUCUGAUCCCCUAGACCCUGUUUCUGAUCACGCAGGCCCCAGUGGUUCUCACUGCACUGACCCAUCUCUCCGACAGACCCCAGAAACCAAUUGUCCAUAGCACCUCUGGGGGCAUCAUGGGCCCCCUACUCUCUCAGGCGGUUCUUUUGACAAUAAAUGUGUUGGUUUGCAAA